AGAGUGUUGACAAGAAUGUUAACCGAGUUGGUGCCCUCGAUGUAAAUAAAUUGUAACUGAAUAGUGUCGACCGGUAAAUUGCUGAGUUUUAUUUUAAAUCUGCGGCCAGUGACUUUUUGUUUUAAAUCAAAGAAGGCUUGGACUGAUCGGAAUCCCUCGCUGGAGGGCUGACAGACCAUGGGCAACACCAGCGACCGAGUGUCGGGUGACCGGCAUGGAGCAAAGUCUCACCGCUCCGACAGUGGGGGCAGUCACAAGGAGCAGGAGCCCAGCAAAAUCAUGGUGGACAGCACUGAUGACCCCAACAUCUUCAACACUCACACCAUGGAGUCAAAGCCUUCGGGAGACAAGGACUUCAUGCCCUUCAGCCCUGAUCCAGAUGACCCGGUAAAGCCGGGGCCCCAGGCGCGGCCGACCGUCAUACGCUGGGCGGGCGGUGGGAAGGAGGUGUACAUCGCUGGCUCCUUCAACAACUGGAGCACCAAGAUCCCGCUCAAUAAGAGCCACAAUGACUUUGUGGCAAUCCUGGACUUGCCAGAAGGGGAACACCAGUACAAGUUCUUUGUGGAUGGACAGUGGGUGCAUGAUCCCUCAGAGCCCGUGGUCACCAGCCAGAUGGGAACCAUUAAUAACCUGAUCCAGGUGAAGAAGUCCGACUUUGAGGUGUUUGACGCCCUGCAGGUGGACUCUUUGGAGUGUUCAGACACAUCAGACCUCUCCAGUUCUCCGCCAGGCCCCUACGGACAGGAAGUGUACAUGUUUCGGCCCGAGGAACGCUUCAAAGCCCCGCCCAUUCUCCCACCACACCUCCUGCAGGUGAUCCUGAACAAGGACACCAAUGUCUCUUGUGACCCAGCCCUGCUGCCUGAACCCAACCAUGUGAUGUUGAAUCACCUGUAUGCACUUUCAAUAAAGGAUGGCGUGAUGGUCCUCAGCGCCACUCACCGAUACAAGAAGAAAUAUGUCACUUCUUUGCUGUAUAAGCCCAUCUAGUCACCUGUAGUCGGCCAGUUCUCUGCAGAAAGGACCGAAGAGACGCUGAGAUGACUCCAUCUGCCCUGUUCAUUUUUCUGUGCGGUUCACUUGACCCCAUCCACUGCUAGCUUUCAGCACCUUUAAAAACGCGACGGACGCGUUUGGUCCUCGCGCUUGAAACGCCUCGCCCUCCUGGUGAUGAGACACAGGCCCCCAAAGGGCAGGACCAUGGCCGGCGCUCCCGGGGGAGCCCUGGGCCUCUCCCCUUCUCUGCUGUUGCCUUGUUCCUCACGAUGCUGCGAAGCACUUUACUCGUGCUGUCUAUCGAUGCUGUGAGUAGGAAUGUCGACACGAAGCUUUAACUAUGCAGAGGACAAAUCCCCGUACUGUAGGCUUAAUGAGAUCUAGGGCCCGAUCUCCAGUACCCCGAUGCAGUGGUGGCAGUGCUGUGUUUUUGUAUCUAUCCAAUAGGAAUGUAUUUAUCCGUUACAUGCUGUAUUUCUAUAUCAGAAAGUUGGUUUGCUCUGACUGUGAUGAUAAAUCCUUGAAUUUUUGUGUGUGUGUGUGUGUGCUUGUUCUUGCAUGAGCGAUAUACUUAUGCUUAAGAAAUACCAUCUCACAAGUGUGAAUUUUAACAGGGAAUAUUUGACAAGAAAAAGGGAGGACAGUGGUUGAGUUUAACUAAAAUGUGACACCAUUAAGCGAAAUUUGUGCUUAAACAUAACCCAUCACAUACAUUGUUUGCUUUACAAUACACUGCUGUAAUAUCUAGUAAUGUUGUAAGGUUUCUGUUCUGUUUACCAUGUAUUCUCUGUACUGUAUUCUGUCAUGGCCUCAUGCUUGAAAGACUGUACACUUUCACAUGGAUUGAGUUUUAAAUGUUACACUCCAAAGAAAUCCAGCAGGAUUAUGUAUUUAACUUGGGAGAAUAAUACCUGAAAAAAAUUAUAAUAUAGCAUUUCAGGACAAAAAAAGCAUACAGGAGAGAAAUGGUGGUAAGAUUAAGACUCGGAACAAUAUGUUGACUUGGGACAUACUCGGUACCUGCUGUAGCUUUACUUUGGCAAAAACUUGAAUUUUAAAACCUAUGACAUUUCUUUUUUUUAUGCUGUGCAACGUCAUUGGUUAAACUGUGUGUAGAAGAUUGUUUCACUGGUUUGCAAAU
Megalops cyprinoides (Indo-Pacific tarpon) is the source of this 2140-nucleotide messenger RNA. RefSeq names its product protein kinase, AMP-activated, beta 2 non-catalytic subunit (gene prkab2). The record is from RefSeq and is a predicted model, not a curated record. Gene Ontology annotation, molecular function: protein kinase binding. Gene Ontology annotation, cellular component: nucleotide-activated protein kinase complex; nucleus; cytoplasm. Bases 178 to 993 code for a protein of 271 amino acids. The transcript is spliced from 9 exons. Gene Ontology annotation, biological process: signal transduction. Lineage: Eukaryota; Metazoa; Chordata; Actinopteri; Elopiformes; Megalopidae.